Messenger RNA from Falco peregrinus (peregrine falcon), 839 nucleotides. It is a transcript of the gene RPL14, whose product is annotated as ribosomal protein L14. The record is from RefSeq and is a predicted model, not a curated record. Gene Ontology annotation, biological process: ribosomal large subunit biogenesis; translation. Gene Ontology annotation, molecular function: RNA binding; structural constituent of ribosome. Gene Ontology annotation, cellular component: ribosome; cytosolic large ribosomal subunit. The transcript is spliced from 6 exons. NCBI's taxonomy places the organism in Eukaryota, Metazoa, Chordata, Aves, Falconiformes, Falconidae. The coding region runs from base 298 to 819 and encodes 173 amino acids.
GUCGGACAGGUCGGUUCCACAUGCACUGCAGACUGCUCACGCUGCAGCUUCACUCCGGGAAAUGCCGUUCAAGUGCCAAUAGCAACCGAGCAAGACACUGCUCGCACGCACGCGCGCGGCGCGAACCCCGGCGAGCACCGCCCCUCCGGCCGCGCCGCGCGCCAGGUCCCGCGUGGCCGCCGCACGUGGAAGGGGCGCAGCGCGGGCCCCGCCUCCGCACAUGCGCAGUCGCGGCUCAGAGGCGGUUUCCGGCCGCCGCCGGCAGCGCCCCUCCCUUUCUGCUCGCGGGCGGCCAUCAUGGUGUUCAAACGCUUCGUCGAGAUCGGCAGAGUUGCCUUUAUUUCCUUUGGGCCGCAUGCUGGCAAGCUGGUGGCCAUUGUGGAUGUUAUUGACCAAAACAGGGCACUAGUUGAUGGCCCCUGCAGUGGUGUCAGAAGGCAGGCUAUGCCCUUCAAGUGCAUGCAGCUGACAGACUUUGUUCUCAAAUUCCCACACAGUGCUCGUCAGAAGUGUGUGCGACUUGCCUGGGAGAAGGAAAAUAUAAAUGAAAAAUGGGCAGCAACAAGAUGGGCAAAGAAGAUUGAAGCCCGAGAAAAGAAAGCCAAAAUGACCGACUUUGAUCGCUACAAGGUUAUGAAAGCAAAGAAAAUGAGAAACAGGAUCAUCAAGCAUGAAAUGAAGAAGCUCCAGAAAUUGUCUUCUAAAAAAGGCAAGAAGCCGGAGAAGGCGCAGAAGCCGGAGAAGGCGCAGAAGCCGGAGAAGGCGCAGAAGCCGGAGAAGGCGCAGAAGCCGGAGAAGGCGCAGAAGCCGCAGAAAUAAAGUGAACUUCUUGUUAUGUA